Anopheles merus is the source of this 3334-nucleotide messenger RNA. RefSeq names its product dual specificity protein phosphatase MPK-4 (gene MKP-4). The record is from RefSeq and is a predicted model, not a curated record. Bases 607 to 1878 code for a protein of 423 amino acids. Gene Ontology annotation, molecular function: protein tyrosine/serine/threonine phosphatase activity. Gene Ontology annotation, cellular component: nucleus. Lineage: Eukaryota; Metazoa; Arthropoda; Insecta; Diptera; Culicidae. The transcript is spliced from 2 exons. Gene Ontology annotation, biological process: protein dephosphorylation.
AUUCGGCGAAGGAAAAAAGCGGGAACCACUGAUAACAAACGUCACGGCGUCGAGGGCAUCGAUUUUCCACGAACACCACCCACCGUGCACCGAAAUAAACAAAACAAACUACCCACGGGCACCACUUUCUUGUUCGCGCUCAGCGUAGCACCUUUCUACCCACCGGAAACGGGGAUCCACGCUUUGAAGGACACGGCUAGCAGGACACGUAAACGAGCAACAGUAACAGGAAGAAAAAAAAAAGGUCGUGCAGGCAAUCCCGAGUGGUGCUUCAUUUUGCUCGAGUACUAUUCAAACCCAUCUGGAAAGGGUGCGCGAUCAGCAAAAAGGUUCCGUGAGAGCGCGGUGAAGGAGAUACCCGUGAGCUGCUAUUGUUUUAGCGGCAUUGGAGACUAAUUUGCCUGCCGCAGGUUCGUGCUUCCUUUGCCAUUGCUAUCCCAGUUGGCCACGCUCGGUCGGUCGCGGUGUUUUGUGUGUGUGCACUUCGUGUCUACGUCAAAGUGCGCCUGUCGUCGUCGUCGUCGUCGCUGGGCGGAUACCGCGCCGGGGACAUUCUUUCGCAUCGCACCCGUUGCGUAGUCGUUCAAGAUAGGUCAAACUAGAAGCAUGUCCAUGAACGAGGGCAUUGCAGUGGUCACGAAGGUGGUAUCGACCGGUGUGCGCCGUGCCCCGGAACCGGCCACGGUGCUGACGCGCGAAGAUCUUGACGCAGGCCCGGUCAGCUUGGACGAAAUCGAACCAGGCCUUUGGCUGGGCAAUGCGUCCGCCGCGGCCGACGUCGGCACGCUGGAAAGGCACACCAUCCGGAGCAUCCUGUCGGUGGAUUCCGUGCCGCUGCCGGUGCACAUCACCGACCAUCCGAAUCUUCGCGUGCGCCACAUCCAGGCGGCCGACGUGCCCCGCGAAGACCUGAUACGGCACUUCGAGGAUAGCAAUCGGUUCAUCGCGGACAGCCUGGCCGAGGGCCGUCACGUGCUGGUGCACUGCUACUUCGGCGUGAGCCGCAGUGCCACGAUUAUGAUUGCGUACAUCAUGCAAAAGUAUCGGCUCGGGUACGAGGCCGCCUUCCAGCGGGUGAAGGCGAAGCGGCGCUUCGUGAUGCCGAAUCCGGGCUUCGUCAAUCAGCUCAAGCUGUACGGGCGCAUGGCGUACCGGAUCGAUCGCACGAACGAGCGGUACAAACUGUUCCGCCUGCGGCUGGCGGGCGACAAUGUGCGGAAAGCCAAACGGCUGCCGACGGAGUGCAUGGACGUGGUGAAGCCGGACCCGGGCGUGACGCAGGAAUCGCCCGAACCGUACGUGUACCGGUGCCGCAAGUGUCGACGGGUGGUUGCGUCCCGGAGCAACCUGCUGCUGCACAAACCGAAAUCGGCCACGGUGGCACAUUCGCCGGCAAAGGUUGGCCGCGAACCAGAAGCUACACUUGAGGAGGAGGAGGGGGAGGAAGAGGAGCAAGAAGGGACUGGUGGCGACGGUGCUGAGGGUGGCAGCAGACCGCACGAAGCUGAUGGAGAAAAUGUGCCAGACGGUACCAUGGCAACGGGAUCAUCAGCUGUGGACGGUGGCGGGGUGAACGAGCUGGGCGAGAAAGUGCGCCGCUGUUCGAUUAGCAGCGAGCAUAGCAACCGGUCGUCGGAGAAGGAUACGCCGAUGUGCAACAAAAUAUUCUUCAUCGAGCCGCUCGCCUGGAUGACGGACAUCUACCGCAACACGCAGGGCCGGCUGUACUGUCCGAAGUGUACGGUCAAGCUGGGCAGUUUCAACUGGGUAAUGGCCACCAAAUGUCCGUGCGGAGCGGAAAUAUUUCCAGCGUUUUAUCUUGUUCCCUCGAAAACGGAAUACUCGACCGUGGUUCAAAACGUGCAAGUGACGGUGUAAUUCAGUUUGGUCGAGCGCACCUUUGAGCGAUACCAAAGAUAGCAACAACAGCAGCAGGAGCAGCAGCAGUAUGUGUGAGGAAGCGAGCGGCCCAGCUUCAUACAAUAUUUAUUGUCGCCCUUUAUUUAUUAUUGCUGCCCAAUUUCAUUAUGUUUGAGGAUUUGCGUCAUGAGGACUUUGUUUAGGGUAAAUGGAAUCGACAAGCGUGUGAACAUGGCAGCCAGCAGCUCAUCACAGCACCGAUCUUCAUGGAGAAAGGAUUCAAAGGAGCCGUACCCAUAGGAAGAAUGGCGUAUUUUUUGAAGAGGACAGAUAAGAGAUACUUGAAACGCGGGAAAGAAGGGAGAAGAGAAAAAAAACGCUUCACAAUAGCUGAUGCUGCGGUGGCGGCAGCUGGAAAACUUUCUCAUCGCGAAUGGCGCAUGGCGGUGGUCGGCCGUGCUGUGAUCGAUGGAAAAUAGCUAAAAAUAGGUCAAUUGGCGUAUUUACACAUCCUUCUCGUGUGGCUGAACAUCAAAUGGAACGAUGGUUAUGACGGCGAUGAUGAUGAUGAUGGUGAUGAUGAUGAGUUAUACGACAAUGACACAUUGACGCGAGAAACUCUCGUCAUCCUGGUUUGAGUGAUCGACAAAAAAAGAAGGAAACCGACAGCAGCGCAGCAGUGAAAUAGGAUUCUUUUCCCAUGGCAUCGUCCGUCGACGAAUGGGAAGGAAUGGGAAGUAAUGAAAUCGAUAUAGGAUUAGAGCGGCAUAGAAAUGGAAGAAACCUCAACACAAACAAUUAUCACACCAGACCGGAAGUGAAACAAUGAAACGACGAGAUGUCCUUCCGAGUGUAACGAUUACAGCCACGCUCUGCACACAAUGGCUUUUGUUUCAGCAUACGCCUUGCCUUUCUAACAGAUUUUUUUAAAAUAUUUGUGGACAAAUUUUUGUUCUUUUAAUUUCAAGACUUGCUUACAAGUGACUGAUGCGCGCAAAAACUACCUUCUUUGGAUUAGGCUCCACCAAAGCCGAAGCUGCUGCUGCCACGAUACAAUUGAAUUGAUACUACAAAAGCGUCUUCCGGCAGCCAGGAAAAAAAGUAGAAAAAAAGUUAUUUAUGAGCCAAAAACAUUUGCAAAAGAGCUUCUACCGUUUAGUAUACAUUGUUCUACGUAAGUAUUAUGCUGCUUUGCAUUGCAAGCGGUCGUUGGCGUUGAAGGAAGAUAAAAUAGCAUCUAGCAGUAGGCAAGCAGAGAAAACCAGUAGAGAAACGUAUUUAAUCUUCUGUAGAAAACAUGCGUAGCAAGAAAAAAGAGAAAAGGCAUUGCUCUCUCUCUCUAUCUCUCUCUCUCUUAACGUAACAAUACAAUAAUCUAUACAAUUUGCUACCUUAUUUACGGACUUAGAAAAUUGUGUCGUGCUAGUUGUCGUACUGCAGAAACGGGAAAACACACAUACACACACACACACAC